This is a messenger RNA of Drosophila santomea, 1407 nucleotides long. It is a transcript of the gene Lnpk, whose product is annotated as endoplasmic reticulum junction formation protein lunapark. The record is from RefSeq and is a predicted model, not a curated record. Gene Ontology annotation, cellular component: endoplasmic reticulum tubular network. NCBI's taxonomy places the organism in Eukaryota, Metazoa, Arthropoda, Insecta, Diptera, Drosophilidae. The transcript is spliced from 7 exons. The coding region runs from base 78 to 1244 and encodes 388 amino acids. Gene Ontology annotation, biological process: endoplasmic reticulum tubular network organization.
UUCCAACGGUGGAUUCGAAAAGAAGACGGUCACGCUUGGCGACAACUAAUUUCUAGUUAAAUUCGUGAGCAUACACCAUGGGAUUCGUGCUGUCCAAGCUGCGGAAGGAAAAGUCCACGGAGGCGGUGUUGGAGGGGCUGCAGACGCAGAUCCAGGCGUUGGAGAAGUACGUGAUCAACACCGAGGAGCAGAAGCGGCGGUUUGUGACGAACUUCGUGGGCUUCACCAUCGGAGCAUAUAUCGUGGGCUUCGGGCUCUGGUGGUACUUCUACUUCCCGCCGACGAUGCAGGAGUGCUUCAUGUACUUGGUGCCGCUGCUGCUCUUCCCCAUUGUCAUCAUCUUUCUUCGGCGGCUGUUUACGUGGUACUUUCAGCGCAAGCUUAACAAAAAUGGCGAUAAGCUGACUCGUCUGAAGGAGGACAAGCGCAAGAUAUUGGAGCAGGUCAUGGACAAAGAGACCUAUAAGGUGGCAGUGAAUCUCCUGGAGCGUUUUGGCGACAAGAAGCAGCUUCGCAUCAGCGGUGUUCAGACCGGCUCAACGCCCAACCGAUCGCAGAUUGAGCGGUCUCCACUGCCCGCCGCAGUCGCCGCCCGAACUUCAGCUGCCGGAGGACAGCAGCAGCGAUCAUUGGCUCCAUACACCAGUGUCUACCGCAACAAUAACAACAACCAGAGCAGUUCACUGAACAGCAGCGUCAUCAGCACACAGUCAGUGGCACCGAUGACGUCAGCUUCGCCGCAGGUGCGCGCCGUUCAAGAAUUGCGCCGACGAUCGCCUUUCCCCAUCGUGGACGAUCGGUCACGAAGUGCCCUAGAUCGCAUUGUGGACUUCAUCGUGGGUGACAGUCCAAAGGAUCGAUUCGGCAUGAUCUGCAAGGCGUGCCACGCCCACAACGGAAUGCUGCCUAAGGAAGAGUACGAGUACACUACCUUCAGGUGUGCCUUCUGCAAUGUACUUAACCCGGCAAGGAAGAAGCGACCCGUGGCUCCCCGGCUCUCCCUGGAGGCACCUUCGGAUACCGCAACCAAGCGAAACGACAGCUCAGAAAGUGAAUCAUCCGACGAUGACUCUGAUAAGGAGCCAUCUGCACGAAGAGCCCUGCUUCAAAAUGUGCCAUCUGGUGAAGUUGAUAAAGAUUCCACCACCGUAACGGAAGACUUGGCAAUGGAGACUGAGACAAUCGAGACUGGACCUGUAGCCGCCGACGUCGUCAGCACAGCUGAGGUGGCUGCCAGUUCCUGAGGGCACAUCGCCUCCUAGGCACCAGUCGCCAGUCAAGCAAAAUUCUUGGAUUAUUUGCUUUUUAGCUUACUUAUCUAAUUUUUUAUUGGUAAGCAAAUUUGAAAAAGAAUCAUCUGUUAUCAUGAAUUUAUUGUCGAAGAACAAAUACAUUGAAUGGAAUACA